Messenger RNA from Sipha flava (yellow sugarcane aphid), 2373 nucleotides. Its product is annotated as zinc finger FYVE domain-containing protein 1-like. The transcript is spliced from 12 exons. The record is from RefSeq and is a predicted model, not a curated record. Lineage: Eukaryota; Metazoa; Arthropoda; Insecta; Hemiptera; Aphididae. Gene Ontology annotation, molecular function: metal ion binding. The coding region runs from base 237 to 2303 and encodes 688 amino acids.
AUAAUUUUUUACGCAGAAUUUAUAUUUCAUUGUUUAAUUUUAUUUGUCUUGUUAUUCCUUUGUUGCGCGAAGUUUGGCUCUUGACAAAAUCAUUAUGACUGUACUUAUGUAUUGUUAAGUUUCAAGUUCAAAAUCGAUGUAUGCGUUAUUAUUAUUAUUAAAUUACGCGGGAACUAUUGCCAACAAAAUACUAUGAGUGUACAACCAAAAAUGCAUCUGUAAGAGAUGUCUUGUCAAUGGAUGACAACUCGUUUGGCCAUUCUGGCCGUUUAAAGAAUCAACAUAAGUUACCUGCUAUAAUGACCCCAGUUAAUACGAUUUCGACUCACAGUGAUUUCAGUUUACCAGACGUUACACUUACAUCACAAUUUACCUCAUUAAAACUAACUCCUGAUUACAAUGACAGUGAUGAAGAAGGUGAUGGUCAUUGCCAUAGCUUUUUACUUCUUGAUGAGAAAGAAAGACUGAAGGUAUCUAAUGUUGAAUUAUUUGUUAAACACCUCACGGGAUACAAAAGUAACAAUUCUGUAAAAGUAAUUUCAAUAUUUGGAAAUACAGGAGAUGGAAAGUCAUACACUUUGAACCAAUGUUUUUUUAGAGGCACAGAAGUAUUUCGUACAUCUUCUGUACAAAAAGCAUGUACAGUUGGAGUUUGGGCAGCUUAUGACCCAUUCUUGAAUGUUAUUUGUUUAGACACUGAAGGAUUUUCAGGAUCAGCAGUUCAUAAUAAACAAAGAACAAGGCUAUUACUCAAGGUUUUGGCUGUAUCAGAUAUAGUUAUAUAUAGAGUUAAAGGUGAACGAUUGCAAGAUGACAUGUUUAGCUUUCUUGGAUCAGCAUCUAAGUCUUACAUAAAACAUUUUCAAAAAGCCCUACAUACUGUCUGUAAUAGAUCAAUAAAUCCAAUUAAAUGUGCUGAUUCUUUACAAGGACCAACAUUAUGUAUAUUUCAUGAAACAAGAAAUACUGAACCUUUAGGAUGUUAUAAUGGUAAAGAUGUCUCAGAACAAAUAAGAGAUCGGUUUCAUGAGUUGCAGCUUGAUGUUGAUGGAUUUGAGUCCCUUCGUUAUGUAGGGAUUCAAACUACCAUUCCCCCUACAGAUUUUGAUUCAAUAAGAGAUGUACUUAAUGAAGAAAUUACAAGGAACUGUAAUCGACCACAAAGAUCUCCUCAAAUUGUUUAUCUUACAUUAAAGGCCUUAAAUGACAAAUUUACUGGUGAAAUUAAGACUUUAGUUGAACCACUUUUUCCAGACCAACAUCUAACUUGUCCUAUCAUAUGUCAAUCUUGUGAACAACGGUGUACAAAUAGUGUUGGUCAUUUAAAAGAUAACAUUCCCCAUUUUAACAAUUCCAAAUGCAGGUUUCAGUCUCAGUUUGAAAAUUCAGUUUAUAUAUGUAAAGUUUGUGCAGAUAAUGGAACACCUGUUGUUGUCACGUACAAGUACCCUAACGAUACCCAAAAUUCUUGGAUUAAAUAUGCUUUGUCCGGGUAUACCAUUGAUUGUCCAAAAUGUGGAGUAAUAUAUCGUAGUAAACAAUACUGGUAUGGAAAUAAUGAUCCAGAAAAAUCUGCAGUUUAUACAGAAACAAAACAUAUCUGGCCUGGUAUGGAUUUACCUUCAUCAUCUAGCAUGAAUCCUGCUAGAAAAGUAUUAGAUGGAGUAACUUACAUUUCUGAAACAGUUGCUAGUGUAAGUUAUGAACCUUCCCGUUUAUUAUCUUCUUGGGUUGCCGAUCAAUUUGCACCAAAAUAUUGGAAAUCUAAUGCUGAAAUAAAGGAAUGUGUUGUUUGUAAAUUACAAUUUUCUUCAACCUCAAUUAAACACCAUUGUCGAGCAUGUGGUGAAGGAGUUUGUGAUGAAUGUUCUAAACGUACUAUGUGUGUUCCAGAAAGAGGAUGGAAUACACCUGUCCGUGUAUGCAAUUUUUGUUACAAAAGAUCUGGAAGCAUAAGUAGUAACUGUUCUGAUUCUUCUAGUCGGGGAGACGAAAGUGAAGUUGGAGCUAGAAAAUUUAGUGAAGCUGUUGUUCAAACAUUAUCUUCUGUUGCUUCAGUUUUAGAAUAUCCAAAAAAUCUUAUUAAAGAUACAGCUAGGCCAUCUUAUUGGGUACCUGAUAGUGAAGCAUUGGAUUGUUUUAUAUGUAAAACAGAAUUUGGAUCAACAUUAAUAUUGCACCAUUGUCGUGGUUGUGGCCAUGGAGUUUGCUCUAGUUGUUCUAGCCAUCGAAAACCAGUUCCACACAGAGGCUGGCCAAACCCUGUUCGAGUGUGUGAUUUGUGUUCAAAUCAAGACGCAUAAUACAUGAAAAUACUUUAUUUCACUGAUUUUUAUAACCAUUAUAUAAUUAAAAAGUAUAAAUAUCCUGAAA